AAGUAGCAGCUGCAAGCCUUCGGAUGUUUCUGUAACUGCUGUACAAGUUCUUAAUACAAGCAGAAAAGAGGCUCAUUAAUAAAUACUUUGUCAUCACAGGAUUUAUUGUUUUGCCAAAUCCACAUUCUUGCACUCUUAGGACCAUAUAUAAAUACUUCCGGUUUCUCCGGUUCCUGUAAGCAUUCCUGCUUCACAUCUACAAACUGUACAAGAAUAAAGCAGCAAGCGACAAGACUGAGGAUCGAUAAGAAGGUGAAAGUCUGACCUUAGAAUGGCUUAACAAACCUGGCAAAGGAUAUAAAGGAAAAAAUAAAUAAAAACUACAGAACAACUAAAUGGACAGCAUUGAAGAACAGAAGUUGGAAGGACAGUGCAAAAUUAACCAAACUGAGUGACUGUUCCCUUGCUGUUACAUUUCAGAAUGUCACGUACCUUGUGAUUCUAGAACAUGAGAUUGGCUGCUACAUGUGCUUGCCUGUUCCUGAUGCCUCUGGCUUUCAUGCAAGGUGUAAGCGACUGUAUGGUUAGUAAAAGGGCACCGUGUCAUAACCUUUUCAAUUUUGAAAUCAAGGUCAUGCCUACCCCAGCGAAGCGACUCCUCAUUUUCAACAACCACUUUGAUCAACUCAGUAACACUGAAAAAAUAUGUCUUUUACAAAAAGUGUUGGAAUUUUAUAUGCUAGUAAAUGAAGAUGUAUGGACCAAGGAACUACCAGAGCAAGAUAUAUGUGAGAUGCAUGAUCUUCUAGUAUAUUUUAAAGACAACUGUAUAAAAUGUGAAGCAUGUCAAGAAAUAUUCAAAAAUACAACACAGCCAAUGAAGAAAGGUUGCAGAGGAAUAUUUGAAAGUAGAGAAAAAUCUGAGAAGAAAUGUUACCAAGCAAAUGAUAAGAAGAGAAAAGGAAAAAAGAAUAUUUGCAGGAAAGUAUCACAAGACGAAAAACAAUCCAAUGGGACACAUUGUACAGAGCUAAAACAGUCAAAAAAGAAAGUUUGCAAAGGAAUGUUUGGAGAUAAAACACAAUCAAGAAAGUGCAGUAACUACAAAAGGAAUAUGGAUUUAAAUGGAACAGCAAUAAUAAAUUGUCAGCUGAGCCGUUUAAAACGUGAAAAGAGAAAGACACCUUCAAAAGUACAGGAAAAUUUUUUCUUUGAACUUGAUAUACUCCAAGAGUUUUUACGUUCAGCAGAAAGAACUGUUUCCAGAGAAGCCAAUCAUAAUGGAAGAUAAAGAACCUUCACAAUAUUUGUGUUCUACGUGGCAGUAGUAAUGGAAUGCAAAAAAAAAAAACGGUGCCAAAAGGAUUCCAAUGUGGUAUAUCAAUAACAUGGAAAUGAGGCUUGAAGUAAACCUCCAGCCAAAUCGUUUUUUGUUUUGGAUAGAGUGGAGAAAAAGGAGAACCUCUGCGAGAAGUGGGAGAAAAUCUCUGUAAGGUGACAACAGUCACCAGGACAUGAAAUUAGGGUUAAUCUCCCUCAUUGAGUAUACAUAAAGUAGUAAAUACAUAAAAGACGUUCUAACCACGAAUCUACAUAAAGGUGUGACUAUCGUUCUACUUUAAGGCCCAAAUCCAUGAACAUAAAAAAGUCACCCUUACAGUGCAACCCCCCACACACACAGCAAGGGUUAACUGUUUGUUGUCUAAGUGUAGAGGAAAUAGAAGAAACUACUUAUCUUAAUCCUCACUCCAGCAGGACCCCUCCAGUGCUGCAACUGGUCUCCUGCAGCUCAAUUGUAAGCUAAAAUCAGCUCCGGUUACACUCCUGCCUCUAUGUAUAAUACAAGGUUUGUGUCCCUGUAUGGUAUGUAAGGAUGCUGAGGUUCCUCCCACUGAUAUGAGAGUUGGACAAAAAAGAAGAGGGCUGGAGCUGGCUGGAGCAGGAUGUAGGGUAAGUGAUAGGUCAUGUAAACAUCUUACACAUAACAAGCAUGUAACCCAUGUAGUGUGGGAAGAGUCUACUUUUUUUUUAUUAUUAUUAUCAUGGAGUUAGGCUUUAAAGUAAAGCUAUUACAAACCCUGGCAAUUCAAACUAAGAAUAUGAUAAAAAAAAAAAGCUGGGGCUGUCUUGUGGUGAAAACCACAUAUCAAAAAAAGCCCUCUCCAAAGAUUAGCUAUCGCUCUAGAAACAAAAAAAAAUAAAAGUCCGAAGCUACAAAUACUGUAGCUGCUGGCUUUUAAUAAUAGGACACUUACCUGUCAAGUGAUCCAUCACAGUCCUCACCCGAGCUGGCUCUUCAGGUCCCUAGGGCCAGAAUCUUUAGUGUGGCAAGCUGACUGUGACAGCUUGUAGAUUCAAAGCCAGAUUCUCACUGCCCAUGAACAAGCCGCUCUGUGCUUUGUGAAUGGUCCCGUAGCUUUCUGGGACCUGUGAUGUAUCCCAGAAGGCUGCGGAGGAAAGGGAGCUGAACUUCCUUUCGAAUCGCAGUGGCGAUCCAACUGGAAGUGGGAGCAUGUACCUGUUAAAACUAGGUACCCGAUCCCCCAAAAAGUGUCAAAACUUUAAGGGGGUGGGGAGGAGGCAGACAAGCGUAACUUCCUUUUUUUGGUGAAGUUCUGCUUUAACAGUGAGGCCAUCAAUCAAAUUAAAGAACCAAUAUGGUAACUUGGGAGAGAGGAAGUCUUUAAAGUUAAGAUGUGCAUAUAAUGUUAAUUACCUAUAAGCCCUUUCACACACACAUAUGCUUUUAUGAUGUGAUUUUCAUGUGUUUCCGCUGCUUUUUCUGGUUGUCUGACUCCCUGCAUGCACCCGUGAAACAUUUAACUCAAAAAGCGCACCAAAAACACAAUUACAUUUUUGACUUCCAUUAAUUUUAGUGUGGAGAUGCGUUUUUUUGCUUUUUUUAAAAGUGCACCAAAGAUGUAACAUGCAGGACUUGUCAAACGCUCCGCACCCACAGAGCACUGAUGUGAAGCAUUUCAUAGUAUUUCUUGCAUUUUUAUUGCACUCUUAACAAGCUAAAAGUGCAGCAAAAGUGCACCAGUGUGAAAAGGGCCUUUAGGCUGACCAUAUACAGGUAUUACACCAUUUUCUUUCCUUCAACCACGGAGUGAAUGGAAGAAACUCAUUUGAUUCCCCCAUCAACACAAUCAGUAUUGAUGGAGGACUCCCUCCCACUGUGUUAUCGUAAUUGGACAGUGGAGGUUUUGCUGUCGUCAGAAUACAAUGAGCACUGCUGCUAGCUAUAGACUUCGGCAGUGAUCAUACAAAAAAAAAGAGGCAGGCUUGUUGUACAGAAGUCGAACGAUAGAUCCACUUCAGUACAAACAAUUUUCCCAUCGAUGUAUUAAAUUUGGUUUAAUCUCUGUAUUUACUUAUCACUUGACAUGCCGUUUUCGCUGGGGUUAACAUUUGAUAAUGCGUCUUGUCAUCAUAUGCUCAAUUUGUAUUGCCAAAGUUUGUGCCAGGGUUAUUUUAAUGUAAAUCCAUCUUCAUGCACCUACCACCUGUCCAAGGAAACAGAUGACUGCACAAGAGUGUUGUACUGAAGAUGUUGACUACUCCACUGGACGAUCUGAUUAAACUGAAUUCUACAAAAUUGAUACGCCUGAAAACUGUUUUACAACAUUACCUUAACUUCUGCCAUAAUCCAUAAGGAAGCUCAAUAAGUUAUUUUACAAGCAAAAUAUGUUAAAGUGAUGUUGUUGCUUUGUUGUUACAUUCCUGCAAUGCUGUAUUUAAGAGCUGUUUAUCUACAUGGACAAUUGGACAUCCAUUUUGCAGAAAACCAACACAUGGAGCAAAAUGAAGACUAAUCCAGCAUUAGAAGAAGCUAUUUUAUUCACAAUUUAUAUGAAAAUAAUUAUUUAUAUUUAUUAUCAGUAUUACAAUAUAGCCCCAUAUUUUA
This is a messenger RNA of Rana temporaria (common frog), 3847 nucleotides long. RefSeq lists its product as uncharacterized. The record is from RefSeq and is a predicted model, not a curated record. The transcript is spliced from 11 exons. NCBI's taxonomy places the organism in Eukaryota, Metazoa, Chordata, Amphibia, Anura, Ranidae. Bases 449 to 1231 code for a protein of 260 amino acids.